AUGGAAUACCCAGAUGGGUACCUACUACGUAAGAAUGUAACUAAGCAAGCUCUAUUUUCUUGGGACCCUAAACGUACAAGUACUAAAUUGAAAUUGUGCCAAGACUAAUUAUAAGUGCUAGCUACAGAUGGAUCUGGAUUUAAAAGUGCCAUUGGUGAUUAGGAAUUCACUCCAGGUUAUAAAUAUUACUAUGAGAUUAAAAUCUUGAAGGAAUGGGCUGUUCUAAGAUGUAAACUCAAUGCUCCACCUAAGCAAGCUUUCAGUGAUAACGAAGAAGGAUGGGCAAUCUAUAAUGGUGAACUGAGACACAAUUCUAAUUCCACUGGCAAUAAGUAUGGCAAAUAAUACAAGAAGGGAGACAUUAUAGGAGUUAUGCUUAAUAUGAUUGAUGGCUAGUUAUCUUUUUCAAUAAACGGAGAGAAUCAGGGAAUUGCCUUUGAAUGCAAAGAGCUUAAAGAAGUUCCAUUAUAUGCUGCCAUAGCUCCAAUUUAUAAGGAAGAUGGCAUCGAAUUGCUAAUGGCAGUCAGGGAAGAUUGA
Molecule: messenger RNA, 537 nt
Organism: Paramecium tetraurelia
Lineage: Eukaryota; Ciliophora; Oligohymenophorea; Peniculida; Parameciidae
Exons: 4
Molecular function (GO): protein binding
Source: RefSeq, a predicted model, not a curated record